Molecule: messenger RNA, 306 nt
Organism: Parnassius apollo (apollo)
Lineage: Eukaryota; Metazoa; Arthropoda; Insecta; Lepidoptera; Papilionidae
Source: the annotation of a GenBank genome assembly
AUGAAGAAAUUCCAGGAAAUAAUAGAGAUUCGCGAAGAUGGACUGAUAGUAGCGUCCAUGAAAAACAAAAACCCUCUCGUUAUCUUGAAAGAUGUGUUUGUGGAAAGCGAAGACGAUGACAUAAUCAAGGCGCUCUAUGCUCAGAACAAAGACAUUUUUGUGGGCCUACCUGAAGGGGACACGGAAAUGGUGAUAAAAUAUAAAAAACGCACAAGAAAUCCCAAGACAGUACACAUCAUUCUUCAGGUGAAGCCUAACGUAUGGCAGAGGAUGACGGAGGCUGGAGCCCUCUAUCUGGACCUUUAA